This is a messenger RNA of Bactrocera tryoni, 1513 nucleotides long. Its product is annotated as ethanolaminephosphotransferase 1. Bases 1 to 1224 code for a protein of 407 amino acids. Gene Ontology annotation, cellular component: endoplasmic reticulum membrane; Golgi apparatus. NCBI's taxonomy places the organism in Eukaryota, Metazoa, Arthropoda, Insecta, Diptera, Tephritidae. The transcript has 5 exons. The record is from RefSeq and is a predicted model, not a curated record. Gene Ontology annotation, biological process: phosphatidylethanolamine biosynthetic process. Gene Ontology annotation, molecular function: ethanolaminephosphotransferase activity.
AUGACGUUACAAGAGUUAUUGAAUUACAAAUACCUGACAAAAGAACAACUGAAUGGCUUUGACAACUACAAAUACAGCGCGCGUGAUACCUCACCCCUGAGCGUAUAUGUAAUGCAUCCAUUCUGGAAUUGGACUGUCAAAUUCUUUCCCCGUUGGCUGGCACCAAACGUUAUGACCUUUCUUGGCUUCCUUUGUACAGUAGUAAAUCUGUUACUUCUAUCCUAUUAUGAUUGGAAUUUCUACGCCAGUUCUGGCUUACCGAAUACUACUCCCAUACCAUCUUGGGUGUGGUUAUGCUGUGCUGUAAAUAUAUUCUUGGCCUACACAUUAGAUGGCAUUGAUGGGAAACAAGCACGCCGCAUUGGUUUAUCUGGUCCGCUGGGUGAACUCUUCGAUCACGGUCUCGACUCGUAUACUGCAGUGCUGAUACCCACAUGUCUGUAUAGCAUUUUUGGCCGCAGUCUCGAGUACUCUGUGGCGCCUGUACGCAUGUACUACGUAUGCUGGAUGGUGUUCUUCAAUUUUUAUGUUUCUCACUGGGAAAAGUAUAAUACAGGUGUUCUGUAUUUACCGUGGGGUUACGAUUUGAGCAUGUGGGGUUCAACAGCUAUGUACCUGUUGACGUGGUGGUUCGGCUAUCAAUUUUGGCAACACACACUACCCAUGGGUAUCACGCUCGGACAUAUGAUGGAGUUCGUUUUGCACAUCAGCGCUAUGGCCAAUACACCGAUGGUGAUAAUUAAUGUGUACAACUCAUACGUACAGCGUACGGGCAAAAUGCGUUGCUUCAGUGAAGCAAUGCGUCCAUUAUGGCCACUUUUGGUAUUCCUUGUUAUAAUGAUGCUGUGGCCUUUCAUCUCACCGAAUGAUAUCAUGGAGAAAGAUCCACGUAUUAUGUUUUUGCUGAGUGGGACAAUAUUCUCGAAUAUCAGUUGCCGUCUGAUUGUGGCGCAAAUGUCCAAUACGCGUUGUGAUGUGUUUCAUUAUAUGAUGCCAAUAUUCUUGGUCUUCGUGGGCAUUGGCUUAUGGAUACCGCUACUCGAGCGUCUAAUGCUCUAUGUUCUAUUCGUCGUCACCACACUAACACACUGGCAUUACGGCACAAAUGUGGUGAACGAAAUGUGCGAGCAUUUCAAUCGCAUUUGCUUCAGCGUGAAUAAGCGGGAACCAGCCGUUCGAAAUGCCCAAGACGUACGUCUGCGUGACAUGGAGAAAACCGACUAAACAAUGCAACCAAACCAAAAAAAAGACAAGUGUGCUUAUGCAAAUGCAAAAAUAAAUCAUUUGCAGUUAGGCAAAAACAAAAGUAACAGGAGGCUCGAUAUAAACGUUUACCCUUUACUUAAUAAUUUACCGGUAAGAAAGUGUUUUCGAAGCAAGUUUAGCUUUAUUGAUUGGUCUCGGUAAAGUGCAGGUAUGUACAUAUGUACAUUGAAAUAUAUUAAUAUAUAUUUUUGCUACAUAGCGGUCUCUCAUAUUUUUGUGCAUUUACAAACCGUGCAAUGAAUUCGUG